AUGCGAGCGGAAGUGAGCGCCGUCUGGAAGCUUUUUGGAGCUUUCUUUCUAAGCGGGAGGAGGAGGGAGGAAAGGUCUUUAGCAAAUGUAAAUACGAGCGAAAGAAGGAGAAGGAGGAGCCUUAGUCAAGAAAUCCUUCCUGAAGAGCUCCUCUCCAUCCUUGUCUCCUCGGACAACGACGCCAUGCACACGGGCCGCGAAUCUUCAUCCUCCUUCUCGUGGAUACCACCUGAAGGCUUGAAGAUGAAAGCGCGUCCUCCUCCUUCUCGGUCUUCAGCAGCAUCAGCUUCAGAGCACAUGGCCAUGUGGCCACCGUUCCUCCUUGUCCUGCUUUUGGGGUUCCUGCCGCACGCCGCCGCCGCUGCCGCCGCCACCUCCUGUCCAGCGAGCUGCCGUUGUUACAGCUUGACGGUGGAGUGCGGAUCCACCGGUCUUCCCUCCUUACCCAAGCAAGUACCCGCGCUUACACAGACGCUGUUCCUGCAGGACAACGUGAUCGGUCAGAUCCGCCGACAGGACCUGAGCCCGCUGGCGCACCUGCACUAUCUUUACCUCCAGAACAACAGCAUCUCGGCGGUGGAGGCGGGCUCCUUCCAGAAGCAGGCGCAGCUGCUGGAGCUGGCGCUGAACGGCAAUCGCAUCCACUCGGUGACGGCCGACACCUUCCGCGGCCUGGAGCACCUGCGCAUCCUCUACCUGGCCGCCAACGACAUCACGCGCCUUCUGGACUUCACCUUCCGCGGACUGCAGCGCCUUCAGGAGCUUCACCUGCAGCGCAACAGCAUCGAGGUCCUGGCCGAGCGGGCGCUGGCGGGCCUGUCGUCGCUGGCGUUACUGGACCUGAGCGGGAACCGCCUCCACACCAUGGCCGCGGCCUCGCUCCGCCCGCUCGUCAGCCUGCAGGUGCUCCGCAUCACCGAAAACCCGUGGCGCUGUGACUGCGCCCUCCACUGGCUGCGGCGCUGGAUGGACCAGGAGGGCCAGCGGCUGCUGAGUUCGUCCGAGCGCCGGCUUGCGUGCCGGGAGCCGCCGCGUCUGUCGCGUCUGGGCCUGCUAGAGGUGCCGCCCAAUAGCCUGGUCUGCAUUCCGCCAUUGCUUCAGCUGGAGCCCCGCAGCUUGGCUGUGCGCCUCGGCGACAGCCUGCGCGUCUCCUGCCACGCCUCCGGCUACCCCAGGCCGCAGGUGACGUGGAGAAAGGCAUCUUCGGGCAAAGCGUCGCCGGGCCCCCGAGGGCUGGUGCAGGACCUCGGCGCCGCCGGCGGUGACCCUUCGGACAGCGUCCGGACGCCGACGCAGAAAAACGAGGGCGGAGGCACCGCGCACUUUGACCCCGACACGGGCAGCGGGAUGCUUUUCCUCAGCAACGUGACGACGGCGCACGCUGGCUUCUACGAGUGCGAGGCGUGGAAUGCGGGCGGCGCCGCCCGUCUCACCUUCCAGCUGGCCGUCAACUCGUCUACGGGGACGGGCGUCGGCCGGGAGCCGCCCAGGGAGUCGGCACGGCCCCGCCCCGGCAGCCACGUGAGCCGGGAGCCGCUGUACGCGUUGGGCAGCAUGGCCUUCGGUGCGCUGGGCGCCGCCACGCAGACGGCCAUCGCUGCCGGCAUCUCGCUGUUGGCGCUCACCGCCCUGCUACUGCUCGCCAUGAUCUACGCUCGACAGCUGCGAGGACAGAAGGACGCGCACGCCGCGCACAAGGAGGAGAGCAUCCUGUACGUCAACGACUACUCGGACGGCCCGACGACGUUCGCGCAGCUGGAGGAGUUCCGAGACGAGCGUGGCCACGAAAUGUUCGUCCUCAACCGCGCCAAAGCCGUCCCGCCCCCGGCUCGGCCCCGCCCCGCCCCCUCCGACGGUCGCCCGGCCGACGGCGGAAGAAUGGCGUGCGAGGGCGUGGAGGCAGAGCCCGAGGGGGAGGGGCUCCCGCUCAACCGUGCCGGGCUGUUCGCCGACUCGCGGAUGGCGUACGAGAUCCACUGCUGA
This is a messenger RNA of Nerophis lumbriciformis (worm pipefish), 1983 nucleotides long. The record is from RefSeq and is a predicted model, not a curated record. Lineage: Eukaryota; Metazoa; Chordata; Actinopteri; Syngnathiformes; Syngnathidae.